Molecule: messenger RNA, 1734 nt
Organism: Cavia porcellus (domestic guinea pig)
Lineage: Eukaryota; Metazoa; Chordata; Mammalia; Rodentia; Caviidae
Gene: Nme5
Product: NME/NM23 family member 5
Exons: 5
Coding region: 683-1369 (228 amino acids)
Biological process (GO): negative regulation of oxidative stress-induced intrinsic apoptotic signaling pathway; spermatid differentiation; cilium movement
Cellular component (GO): cilium
Molecular function (GO): nucleoside diphosphate kinase activity
Source: RefSeq, a predicted model, not a curated record
UCUCAUAUAAAGUCAUAGGGUGCAAUUGAAGCACCCUUCAAAUAACCAGGAGUUUAGCCAGGCACAAUAGUAUACCCUGUUAUCUCAGCACUGGGGAGGCUGAGGCAGGAGAAUCACUGUAAAUUCAAGGCCAGCCUAGAUUACAUAGUGAGUUCAAGGCCCAACUGAAUUACAAAGCCUCAAAAAAGUCACACAAAAACAAAUAGGGACUUAAAAGAAAUUAUAGCUGUUAUAGCUGGGCCUGUGGCAUAGGCAUGUAAUUCCAAUACUCUGGAGACUGAAGCAUUAGUAUCAUAGGCUUGAGCCUUCCUUGGGCAAAGUAGCACUUAGCAACACAUUAUUAGGAAGUGUGUGUGUCUGGGGGAUGACAAAAAAAAGGGCUGGGGAUGUUAGGUCAGUGCGAAGGCCCUGGAGUUCCAUGCAAGGUAACCCCUAGGAUAAAUAUGAGGAAACUGUUAGGAAACAUCUAGUGCGCUAAGAUUUAUAAGGGAAAUAAAAAACACCUGUGGCUGAUUUCCCUUGGUUAAAACUAGUGCUACUUAUUACUGGAAUUGGCCCUCUAGCGCCACCGUCCUGUGGCAAACUGCGGCUUCAAGUCUCCUAGCAACAAGCUGUGGAGGAGCUAGAAGGGCGAAGAGUUGAUACCUGUCAAGAAACUUAGAUUGUACCUGGAAAGGCCAAAAUGGAGUUAUCAAUGCCCCCACCUCAGAUCUAUGUAGAAAAAACUCUGGCCAUUAUCAAACCUGAUAUUGUUGACAAAGAGGAGGAGAUCCAAGAUAUUAUUCUCAGAUCCGGCUUCACCAUUGUUCAGAGACGAAAGCUACAUCUCAGCCCUGAGCACUGCAGUAACUUUUAUGUGGAACAGUAUGGGAAAAUAUUUUUCCCAAAUUUAACAGCUUACAUGAGUUCUGGACCGCUAGUUGCCAUGAUAUUAGCUAGACAUAAUGCCAUCUCUUACUGGAAAGAACUGUUGGGACCAAGUAAUAGUUUGGUAGCUAAAGAGACACACCCAGACAGUCUAAGGGCAAUUUAUGGCACGGAUGACCUAAGGAACGCACUGCAUGGGAGUAACGACUGUGCUGCAGCAGAGAGAGAAAUUCGGUUCAUGUUCCCUAAAGAUCACCACACUUUGAGAAGUGGAGCCCCACCUGAGUUGUAUAGUGAAACCUUGUCUCAAGAUAAAAGUUGUUGGACUGGGAUUCAGCUCAGUGGCAAAAGCGCCUGCCUUGCAAGUGCACGGUCAUGCAUUGGAUCCUUGGUACCAAAAAAAAAAAAAAAAAAAAAGAUAAAAAUUGUUUUAAAAGGCCAAAGAUUAAAAAAAAAAAAAGCCAACAGUGGAGAGUUUCCAGUUCAAAAAAAGAAUCAAUAGUUGAGUAAGGGCUUGAGGGUUAGCUGCAAUUAAUGAGAUUGCUGAGUGGCUGUUCUAUAUGUGGGCUGUAGUGAUGGUUACAUGAUUGUACAUAAUGACCAGAAUUCACCAGCCACCUUAAAAUGUGUGAAUUUUAUUGUGAAUAAAUAAAGAGAAAAUAAGUAUCUUUCCAUGGUAUUACAAACUUCUUUUAAUAAGACAUCCUUUUUUGUUUUUAGUUUUGUUUUGUUGUCUUUUUCCUUUUUAUUGGUAUGGGGAUCGAAUUCAUGACUGCCUGCUUGCAAGGCAGGUGCUUAUGCCACUGAGCUAAAUCUCCAUCCCCUAAGACAUCCUUUUAAAUGACUUAUUUUCUUCCUUACAUUUCC